This is a messenger RNA of Amoebophrya sp. A25, 259 nucleotides long. The record is from the annotation of a GenBank genome assembly. NCBI's taxonomy places the organism in Eukaryota, Dinophyceae, Syndiniales, Amoebophryaceae.
AUGUCUACGUCGACAAACAAAAAGACCUCCAGGACGGCCACAACAUCAGUAUCAACAGCUGCUCUCGCACAAGGUGAGGCCUUGUCACACAUAAAUGCUUUAGCCCUGACUAGAGCUAGUAUAAGACCUGUCCCCUAUCGGCACGGGGAUGUUUCCAGCUGGAGUUUUUCUUCGAUCGAGGAAUCCUUGGAGGGCAAGAGCUUUUACCCUGGUGCCGAGACUGGAUACCGUGGCUUCGACAACUACCUGAAGCGAUGGC